AUGGCUUUGGAACAGUCUAGUCCAGAGAACUCAGGCAAGCGCAAGAGGGAUGAUGACAUCAAGGACGAAGACGAGGAAUCCCCGCUGUUCUUGAGCGAAGGUGUUGCUGACGAAGGUGUUGAAGUGGACGAUGCGGACAAUACAUACAACGAGACCAAAGAGCCAUUUCCCCAUUGCGCAGCGUACGACCAGCGCUCUGCAGAGAUCCAUGCAAGGAUGGAGAGCUUUUCCCGAGAGGUCGGCUGCGUGCUGCGGCAAUCAGUGUGCCAUACCGAAUUUGUGGCAGAAAUGCGGGAUGCGGCGACGACGCUCUCAAGGAUCCCAGAUGCGAAGCGCCCAGUCAUCGGACUUCUAGCCGACACGGGCCAAGGCCACUCGCUCAUCAAUUCCAUCGUGGACAUUCCGAACCUAGCCAAGGCUAUCGACCUCGGCGAGAGUUGCACCUACGUUGCUAUGCUUUACCAUAAAGCAGCACCGACACAGGUCAAGAAGUUCUCAGCAACAGUGGAGUAUUUUCCACUCGACAUUAUUUCCAAGUUGCUAUCGAACGCCCUCGACGAUUGGGAAAUCUGGCACUUCCACCGCGAUUCGGAGUGGGAUCCUGCGCAGCGCGACCAGCACCAGCUACGAGCCAAGACGUGCCUCAGCAUCUUCCGUGCAAUCUUCUGCACAAACACCCAAGAUGCGCUGCGCGAGCUGGUCGACCCUCUCAUCUCUGCGGGAUCCAACGUCACCCAAAAAACCCUUUGGCCGCUGGUAAAGCAAGUUUCAGUCGGGAUACGUGGAUCUCGCUUCACAGAUCGAUUCUCCGUUUGUGAUUUGCCUGGAAUAUCAGACACGAACCAAGUCCGUGUGAGAGCAACUUACGAGCAGAUCGAUCAUUGCGAUUAUAUUUGGAUCCUGAGCCGCGCAGGGCGCAUCAUUACCGAUACCGUCCUUGAUGGUCUUCUUCAACGGUACGGCAAACUGCACAGAGGGUCUCUCGCUGUUGUGGUCACAAAGUCGGACGAAAACGUGAACCGCAACGUCGCAACGGAGCUCAGCAGGCGUGGGUACUCCCUGGAAGACUACGAGAGCUUGAAGGCCGCCAGUGACGACGUGAAAAAAGGCCUUGAUGCGCUGGUAAAAGCCAAAGGGCGAGGACGGAAGACGCCGGCUGAGAAAAUGCAAUUGCAACUGCAAAUCGAUACAGCUACGGACACCUGGACCAGUCUGGAAUCGCGAUGCUUAAGCUUGACGGUGCAGGCGCGCAAUCAGCAUAUUGUGGAUGGUCUUCGUAAAGAGAAGCAGCAUCAUCUACAUGAAGGCAUGACUCUCGAUGUUCAUUGCGUCUCGAAUCUCCACUAUGCUGCACACAAAGGCGAUGCAGAAGUUACUGGCGCUCUCCUGGAGCCGAAAGCCACCGGCAUUCCGCGCCUUCGAGAAGCGGCCUUGCGGAUGGCAGCACCAAAUGCCAUGCGAACCCUCGACGAUUUCGUCAAUCAUGAAUUCGAUGUCUUCUUCCAGGGGCUGAACAUCUGGGUGAAUCAACCACAGUGGGUGGAAAGUAGACAAGAACUCAUCGCCGUCGUGCAAGAACCUCAAGCGACCGUCGACAUCUUGCUGAGAAAAUACAAAGAUACCGUUGUUGAUACAGCCCAGACUGACAUUGUCGACACAUUCAAUGAGAGUCAAGAUGAGUACGUCUCCGGCGCACUAGCUGUGCUGGAGAAACUAAAACCGGCCGCAUGGGGUACGUUGAAGGCCUUCCUCCGCAACUACGGCACCCACAAGACUUCAGCUAUGCCAUAUCAGUCUUGGAACCAGCAGUUCUCUGCUGCAGCUUGUGAGACGAUUGCAGAACUCGUGGAGGAUUUCCAGGAGGAGCAGGCGUCUCUCGUCAACGAGAUGCAAGAAGACUUGAUAACAAAGGUGGAGGGUGUUCUUGAAACCCUUCGCAGCAAGCCAGGAACCGUGGGCCUUCCGAUGAGGACCUUCAGAGACGCCAUCGCCGCUAAUGUGCGUGGCAUUAGGAACAUCUUCAGAGACUCGCAAGAAGAGAUGGAGGCACGGUGGAACCUAACGGGCCAGCGCUCACCGUUCGCCGUCCUUGCCACCAAGCUCAAGAACGAGAUCGCGGACGCUGCUGAAGAGCAGACGAGCGACCUGCGAACCAAGCUGCAGAAGGUCCUCAGAACGAUUGAGCAGCAGUUUCGGUCCGCGAUCACUAUCAAGAAGCUCGAGGAGCCAGAGAUUCCGAUCCGCGACGCGCUUGAGGAGUUCCUGAUUGACGGUAACGUCAAGUUCGCCGCUAUCCAGAAAGACCUGAAGGAUCUGAAGCUUGCAUAUGGAGAUUGA
Saxophila tyrrhenica is the source of this 2337-nucleotide messenger RNA. RefSeq lists its product as uncharacterized. The coding region runs from base 1 to 2337 and encodes 778 amino acids. NCBI's taxonomy places the organism in Eukaryota, Fungi, Ascomycota, Dothideomycetes, Mycosphaerellales, Extremaceae. The transcript has 5 exons. The record is from RefSeq and is a predicted model, not a curated record.